Messenger RNA from Dromiciops gliroides (monito del monte), 2922 nucleotides. It is a transcript of the gene TTPA, whose product is annotated as alpha tocopherol transfer protein. Gene Ontology annotation, cellular component: membrane. Gene Ontology annotation, molecular function: phosphatidylinositol bisphosphate binding. The transcript is spliced from 6 exons. The record is from RefSeq and is a predicted model, not a curated record. Lineage: Eukaryota; Metazoa; Chordata; Mammalia; Microbiotheria; Microbiotheriidae. The coding region runs from base 762 to 1601 and encodes 279 amino acids.
GUUUACUAACACCCUCCUCCUAGCUGAGAAAGAAGGAACGCUAGAAGAUUGAGGCACGUGAGAGACUUGUGGGCGAGGCACGUGGCAUCCUGGUGCGCAGGCGCGGGCGAGGCGGCGGCUCUUGAAUAUCUGUCCUGUGUGCUGCCCGAGGUCACCCGAGGGCUAUGAAGCGAGGAGAGGCGAGGCGAGGCUCCUGAGGCCAGCGCCAUCACUAGCUUAGGCCUGUUAGUGGGGACUGAGCCUGGGGUCGCGGUCCCAGUCUCUGGAACUAAGCGAGGAGGAACGGCUCGGGUUCCCUCCCCCACUCCCAGCCCCUUUGCUCCUUGGCAAAAACAAGGCAUUGAAGAGAAAGGUCCCAUUGAAGUCAAGUUUCCAGUGAAUUCAAGUGGGUGGAAACCAGCGCAGCAAGCUGCCAACGAUCUCCAGUGGGAGUCUGGGCAAAGACCCUUGAGCUGGGGCACUCCCUGUCUGGCACCAGGAGGGUAAAGAGAAUCCAAGCGCCAUCCAAGAGACCCAGUUAUGCAAGGGCAGCGCGGGCUCCGCCAAAAGCUCUGAGGGUGGGAUGUCCGGAUUGGCAGUGGCUGCCGAAGGAGGAGCAGGUGAUGGGUUGGCCGCAGAGACAGCGGCACCCGCCGCCCUUCUCGUCCCUAAAUUUGCAGCCGCAGCUCCCGAUAGCUGGGCAGUCUCUGCUCUGCGUCCUGCAACUCUGAUACGGGAGCAGGAGCAGCAGCCACAGGCGCAGCAGCCACAGGCGCAGCAGCAUGGCUCUGGAGCGGCCCCAGCAGGGCCUCCCCGGAAAACUCCUUAACGACCUCCCGGAUACCUCUCCGCUGCUGCAGCCCGGCAUUAGCGAGCUCCGUCGGCAAGCAGAAGCGGACCACGGCCAGAACUGGCCCAUGCCCCUCACUGAUGCUUUCCUGCUCAGGUUUCUGCGCGCCAGGGAUUUCGACCUGGACCUGGCUUGGAAGUUAAUGAAAAACUAUCAGAAAUGGAGAAAGGAAUGUCCAGAAAUAACAGCAGAUCUCCGUCCUAGAACUAUCCUUGGCCUUUUGAAUUCUGGUUACCAUGGGGUCCUGAGAUCCAGAGACCCAGCUGGAAGCAGGGUUCUUAUUUAUAGAAUUGCACAUUGGGACCCAAAGGUUUUCACAGCUUAUGAUGUAUUUCGUGUAAGUCUUAUCACAUCAGAGCUCAUUGUUAAGGAGAUAGACACACAACGGAAUGGAAUCAAAGCUAUCUUUGAUCUGGAAGGAUGGCAGUUUUCUCAUGCCUUUCAAAUCAGCCCAUCUGUUUCCAAGAAGAUUGCUGCUGUGCUAACAGACUCUUUCCCUUUAAAAGUUCGUGGUAUCCAUUUGAUAAAUGAGCCUAUGAUCUUCCAUACUGUCUUUUCUCUGAUUAAACCUUUUCUGACUGAAAAAAUUAAGGAACGGAUUCAUCUUCAUGGAAGCAGUUAUAAACAAAGCUUAUCGCAGCAUUUUCCAGACAUUCUGCCCCUAGAAUAUGGUGGUGAGACAUGUUCCAUGGAGGACCUUUGCCAAGAGUGGAGAGAUUUUAUAAUGAACUCAGAAGAUUAUCUUCAUAGCAUUUCUCAGGAUGUCCAGUAACACAUUAUCAUAAGAUAAACCAUAAAAUAGGUUUUACUAAUUCAAAUCCUGGGGAAAUACAUCUCCAUGGUAACUACAUGGCAUAAUAACCACUACCAAAUGCAAUUUUCUAAAAUGUGAACUUCAGAAUGUGAAAGUACUUUAAUGAGGACAGAAAUGGAUAUUGUCUAUUUUUUAAAAUUUUUAAACAGAAUUUUCCACCAAUUUUUAGAAAAUUACAUAGUUGUUACACCUCAGAAAGUAUUAUGGGAAAUUGUUGCAUCUUAAUCUUGAGUAAGUUAUAUCAGAGCUAGACAUGACAAAGCUGACCUCCAUUGGAGGUAAAUUGCAUAUCUUUGGAAUAUACAUCAAAGAAAUACUCCUGUAGUUGUUUCCUGUAGAAACAACACGAAGUCAAUUCCCAGUUCAAUGGAAUCUAUAAAGUGCUUCAUCAAAAGAAUGAGUAACAAAAAACUCACCUGUGACAAGUGCAGUUCAAAUCAUUUGGUUAUGGAAACUGCUGAAUUUGGAAUCUGACUUGUGAUGUAUGAAGUUACUUUCUCAGGCCAGAAAGAGAGAGAAAAUGAUGAAUUCAUCUCAGGGAAAUGGAAUUUUAGCUGCUUUACACAAUGAAACACUGUAGCUGAAGCUCGACAGCAUAUCAUGUAUUCAUGUACAUCAUAUAUCAAUCUGUGUGAAACUUCUCACAUCGUUAUGGACAAAGAAAAAAAUGUGGAAGAUGUUUCAUGUAUAGCUAAUAAUUUUUCAGUUCUGGUGUGUGUAUGUGUGUGUCCCUACCCACAUAGUAAUCAUGCUUUUUAUUUUCCCUUAUGAUGAGAUAAUUGUUUUAGUUUCCACAUAGGCACAAGAAUUUGGAGAUAGUGUCUAUUUGUCUUAUAUAACCUAAUUUUAACAUAAGCACAGUAUUAAUUGAAUAAUAAGAAACCAAAAAUUAAAGAAUAAAGGAAAUAUUGGCAUUAUUUUAAUAUAAUUGGGGAGCAGUUUGGAAUAGUGGGAAAAAACACUGCAUCAGAAGAUCUAAGUUCAAAUCCAAACUCUUUUACUUACUAUCUGUGAGAUUCUGGGGAAUUUCCUCAUUGGUAAAAUUAGAAAGUUAAACCACAAUUCUAAAGUCCAUUUUUAGAUUUACUAUAAACCCUAUGAUCUUAGAAAUGUCAUUUAACUAGAAUUUUCAAUGCUUUGUCUUUUAGGUGUUUUUUUUAAUAGUAGCAGUUGUGCAAUUAGAUUAGGAAGCCCUAGAAAUGUUAAUCAGUCUUAUGAAAAAUAAUGCCAGAUAAUUAAAACGUCCUAUUUAAACUAUUCUUAGUGCACAAGAGCACAU